This is a messenger RNA of Mesorhabditis belari, 1506 nucleotides long. The record is from the annotation of a GenBank genome assembly. Lineage: Eukaryota; Metazoa; Nematoda; Chromadorea; Rhabditida; Rhabditidae.
AUGAAUGUUGAAGUGAGAAAGGACGUCAAUGGAGCCGAGACAUGGUGGCCUAUGAAAGCGAUCGAUAUCACGAACGAGGGACUUUUGAUCAUUGGAGAUGCUGGCCAAGGAGACAUUCAAAAGAUACCUUUCUCCGAUGUCAGGCUCCCAGCAAUUCCAGCUUCAACGCUAGCGUUCACGGUCGGCAAUGAAAUUGAGGCCUUUAUUCAAGACAAAAUGUGGCGGCGCGUGAAGAUCACUGCUUUCGAGAGCAAUUUUUUGAUUGUGGAUUUGGGCGACGGAAAGACCGACGCUGUAGAAUUCAACUCAAAGGUCGUUCGAACAACCGACACUUAUUACAAGAAGCUCACCAAGGAUUCUUUUUUUCACGAACGAUUUAAAAUUCCCGAAGAAGUUGUGAAUUACUUCAAGAAGAUGAAUCUCAUCGCGAAUUUUACUUAUGGGAAAUUUUUUGCUAAAAUAGAGGAUGAGCACAUGGUUGUCUAUGCAACCGAAAAAGAUAGAAUUGAGCACGCGAAAAUGCGGUUAGAUGUUUUAAUCGAGGACGAAAAAGAUCGCAUGGAUCAGCUGCAGAAACAAAAAGUGCGGAAGGCACUUAAUAAUACCGAAGAAGAUGCUUCCACUUACAUGAACGAAUUUUCCGAGCCACCAUCUCUGAGGAACUUGGCUAUUGGGACAGAUGGAAGCAAUAUGAAACAAGCCAAAGAAUUUGAGAGUGUCCAGGAUAUUGAGGUAACAUUUUGUCUCGAUACACUAUAUAUUUUUUUGUUUUUGAUUGGUCGUCGCCUCUUCCAACCAUAUCGGUCCAACAGGGAUUCACAAGGAACGCAGUUGACGGAAAGUGAUAAGCAGUCACCAGUUUUCAAAGUCUAUGCGAAUGAUCCAGAAGCAACUCAAAAAGCUCGCGCUCUUCUUGAAGAAAGAGUCUCCGUUCCAAAAGAACUUGUUGGAAAUAGUGUAGACAAGAGUGGAGCUAUUCAGAUCAAAAACAAUGAGCCUAUGAAAGGAUGGCGACAGAAUGCUAAUGAAUUGCAACGUCGGAUGUAUCACAGUAGCAAUGCUCCAGUGUUUGGUGGAGGCGCUUGGGGGAGAAGGGGUUCUACAAAGGAAGAAAUCGUUUCUCCUAACGACAGACUUGGCUUCAAUGCUGUGAAACGCGUGGGCUACGAUCAAUCUGGGAGCCGACAGAUCAACGAUGAGGUACGCCCCGGUCAACAUCGAUUUGGUGAUCGUGGAGGACAUGACGCUUGGGGAAGAAGGGGCUCUGCAAAGGAAGAAACGCUCAAGGGAGAAAUAGUUCGUCGUGACGACAGAUUUGGCUUCAAUGUUGCGGGACAUGGGGAUCACGAGCAAUUUGAGAUUCGGCAGAACAACGAUGAAGCACACCGUAGUCAUCAACAUCGAUUUGGUGAUCGUAGAGGACAUGGAUAUGGAUAUCGUAGAAACGACGAAUUCCGUCAAAGUGGACGCGGCGGAUUUCGUAAUGACCGAGGCAAUCAAUUUUGU